Molecule: messenger RNA, 273 nt
Organism: Grosmannia clavigera kw1407
Lineage: Eukaryota; Fungi; Ascomycota; Sordariomycetes; Ophiostomatales; Ophiostomataceae
Exons: 1
Coding region: 1-273 (90 amino acids)
Source: RefSeq, a predicted model, not a curated record
AUGAUCUUACGGGAAGACCCCGAAGACGAGGAUAGCUCUGACGAGGGCAACCUGCCGAAAGCGCCGAGAACUCGAACUAAUGAGCCAAUUUGUACAUCCGAAACUGUCUCGCCAAGUGCACCGGCUGCCACUACGGCUAUGUUCUGGAUGACACCAACGACUUGUGGUGGUCGCCCGCAAUGCCGCUACUCGCUGCACCACGACCUGCUCCUGCAGCGACUUCGAGCUGCGCUGCGGGCCUGGCGCCAUAAAUUUGCUGGCGAUGACGACUGA